UACUCAAAAUAAAAAUAAAAAAUAAAUGAAUGUCUGUUGACUUGACAGCUGGCCGGCUUGUGCUCUUUGCUCUCUUCCCAGGGUGAAUGUGUGUUCGUUGCCCCCCUCCAUAACCUAGUGCCGAGAAUGGCUUUCUCCGCGCUAAACAGCCCAGCCCAGAGAGCAGAUGGUGGCGAGCUGUGUCCCAGCUGUGGGCAGCUACAUCAAGCCGUGGACAACCACCUCUAUAACUUCCAGGAUGAGGUAGACGACGAGCUGAUGUGCAACAUCUGUCUGCAGCCAUUGCUCCAGCCUGUGGACACUCCAUGUGGCCACACCUACUGCUACCGCUGCCUGGAAAGCUUCCUGCAAGAUUCCGAUUUCUGCCCCAUGGACCGCGAACCUCUGACAUUCCCCAGCUGUCGCAAGUCAACCUUGUUGGUGAGAAACCUGCUGGACAAGCUUAUCGUCUUCUGUCCUUUCCAUCCCGACUGUCUUCUCACCAUGCAGAGGUGUGAGCUGGAGGGUCAUCUACAGAAUAG
Messenger RNA from Gracilinanus agilis (Agile Gracile Mouse Opossum), 521 nucleotides. RefSeq names its product ligand of Numb protein X 2-like. The transcript has a single exon. Gene Ontology annotation, molecular function: metal ion binding. The annotation marks the transcript as partial. NCBI's taxonomy places the organism in Eukaryota, Metazoa, Chordata, Mammalia, Didelphimorphia, Didelphidae. The record is from RefSeq and is a predicted model, not a curated record.